CUUUUCUACUCGGACACGGCCAGCAUGGACAAGGCGCGUGACUUCUGGGAGCUGUUCGAAGCUCACACCAGCCACCUCCCGGACCAGUCUCGGCUGUUAGUGUUCCGACAGCGGAUCAAAGGCUCUGAAGCUGAACGGUGGUGGAACAACUCGACUAUCAAGACGUUCGCGACUCUGAAGGUCCGAUUCCACAACCUGUUCCUCAGCCGAACGGCUGACCAGCUCUGGGAACGGUUGCAGUCCGCUCACCGUGAGCUAGGCGAAUCCGUUGAGGAGUGGGGUGACCGUGUGACGGAUCUUUGUGACUCGUUGGACUAUCCGAACAGGAAGAUGAGAUAUCAGCUGUUCCGUCGCGGACUCCGAAACAAGCGCAUAUUGGCAUGUCUCGACUCGGGACCGGCGCACAACAUUCCGGAGGCCUGGGAAUGGCUAUUGGCCAAGGAGAUGUCACGUCCCAUUGAAGAAGACGACGAGUUCUCGGACGAG
Molecule: messenger RNA, 486 nt
Organism: Phytophthora sojae
Lineage: Eukaryota; Oomycota; Peronosporomycetes; Peronosporales; Peronosporaceae
Exons: 1
Source: RefSeq, a predicted model, not a curated record